AUGGCAAUCACACGUAAAACCCACCCACUAGCAAAAAUUAUCAAUAGCGCAUUCAUUGACCUCCCAGCCCCAUCAAACAUCUCAUCAUGAUGAAACAUAGGCUCACUCCUGGGGAUAUGCCUGAUGUCACAAAUUAUUACAGGCCUGUUCCUAGCAAUACACUAUGUCUCAGAUAUUAGCUCCGCCUUCUCUUCAGUCGCCCAUAUUUGCCGUGACGUUAAUUACGGAUGACUUAUCCGAAAUUUUCACGCAAACGGCGCAUCUCUAUUUUUUAUUUGCAUUUACCUUCAUAUCGCACGUGGAUUAUACUACGGAUCCUACCUAUACAUAGAAACCUGAAACAUUGGAGUAAUUUUACUCCUUCUUACUAUAAUAACUGCAUUCGUAGGCUAUGUUCUUCCCUGAGGACAAAUAUCCUUUUGAGGCGCCACUGUUAUUACCAACCUUCUAUCCGCCAUCCCAUAUAUUGGAGACACAUUAGUACAAUGAAUCUGAGGAGGAUUUUCCGUAGAUAAACCCACUCUUACCCGAUUUUUCGCCUUCCAUUUUAUCCUGCCAUUCGCAAUUGCAGCCGCAUCACUUGUUCAUAUUGUCUUUCUCCACGAAACAGGCUCAAACAACCCAAUAGGAAUCAACUCCAACGCUGACAAAAUCCCAUUUCAUCCCUAUUAUACCUUUAAAGACCUUCUAGGUUUCAUUAUUUUAUUACUAAUUAUUAUCUCAUUAGCACUACUCUCACCAAACUUAUUAAAUGACCCUGAAAACUUUACUCCUGCCAACCCAUUAGUCACACCUCCACACAUUAAACCAGAAUGAUACUUCUUAUUCGCCUAUGCAAUCCUGCGCUCUAUUCCAAACAAACUAGGCGGAGUAUUAGCCCUACUUUUCUCAAUUAUUAUCCUAAUGCUUGUACCCUUUCUUCACACGUCAAAAAUCCGCAGCGCCACAUUUCGCCCCUUAUUCAAAAUUACUCUCUGAAUCCUUGCAGCUGAUGUCCUUAUUUUAACUUGAAUUGGAGGACAGCCCGUAGAAGACCCCUACAUUACAAUUGGCCAAGUAGCCUCAAUUCUCUACUUCUUAAUCUUCCUAGUAUUUAUACCUAUAUCCGGCUGAAUCGAAAACAAAAUACUCAACCGCAACU
Messenger RNA from Polypterus senegalus (gray bichir), 1141 nucleotides. NCBI's taxonomy places the organism in Eukaryota, Metazoa, Chordata, Cladistia, Polypteriformes, Polypteridae. The record is from the annotation of a RefSeq genome assembly.